Molecule: messenger RNA, 285 nt
Organism: Puccinia triticina
Lineage: Eukaryota; Fungi; Basidiomycota; Pucciniomycetes; Pucciniales; Pucciniaceae
Exons: 2
Coding region: 1-285 (94 amino acids)
Source: RefSeq, a predicted model, not a curated record
AUGGGCAAAUCGACUAGAGAAGCAACCAAGGCAAAUACAAAGAAUGCAAAUAAGAACGUACCAGUCAGUAAAGAUAGACAAGAAGACCAAAUCCCCAAGGGAGAGACAGAAUUGUUAGAACCGUGUACCAAUGUAACUCCGGGUCAAGAACCUGUCAAGAAGAGCACUGGCAUCGAAAAGAACAUAGGCGAUGUCUUCAAUUUCGAAGAGGACAAAGUCGUUGAGUCUAACCUUAGAGGGAAAAUGCCCGCAGAAGGAGAACAUGAGUUUUUAGAUUUCAUUUGA